Molecule: messenger RNA, 1350 nt
Organism: Naegleria lovaniensis
Lineage: Eukaryota; Heterolobosea; Eutetramitea; Acrasida; Naegleriidae
Exons: 1
Coding region: 1-1350 (449 amino acids)
Biological process (GO): ceramide biosynthetic process
Cellular component (GO): endoplasmic reticulum membrane; Golgi membrane
Molecular function (GO): ceramide cholinephosphotransferase activity; sphingomyelin synthase activity
Source: RefSeq, a predicted model, not a curated record
AUGUCAGAGCACAACACAUUCCUGCCUCAUUUGCUUCCACCACUGCAUGAGCACUCCAUUCCAUCCAUUGACUGCAAUGACAGUCCUCGUUCCUUUGACACUCUCUUGAGCAAAACGGAGGUGAAUGAACAUGCACAACAUUCUGAAGACACCCAUUUUACCAUUCAAAUCUUACAACCAGAUGUUUCCCUACACAAUUCGCCGUCCUUCACUCUCAAUCAGAGAAAUUUCAUUCAAUCCAUCUCCAUAAGCAAUGAAUCCAACAACAUGAAUUCGAGUCCAAGGUCCUCCGCUCAUUCGUCUUGUUCCAAAUAUUCGUUUUUGUUUCCUCCACUCAUUCGUUUCGUGUUUGCAUGUACCUUCUUUUUCACAUCAUCCUUUCUGACUCGUUUCAUAACCAUGCAUAUUUUGGUUCCUUCAGUUGAUUUAACACAAACUCCACUCCAUGAUAUCCUCCUAGAUCGAAUUUCAUCUCCUUUUCCAGAAGCUUUUAAAAUCACAGAAUGUAUUACGGCAGUUUUGGCAUUUCUCAUGGUUUUGUUGUCGUGUUUCAAUCGAACUCAUAGAUUCAAUAUAUUAGCUAGAUUUCUCUUGUUGGAUGGUGUACUGCUGAUAUUAAGAAUCAUUGUCAUGUCGAGUACAAUCUUGAGCAUUCCCAAUGCCAAUGAUGUCACAAAAUGUCAUACCUUACAACAAAUGCCACUUAAGGAAAGAUUAUUUGGGACAAGUGCUUCGAAGAAUGAACAAGAAACCACCGUGAUUGGUUACACUUGUGGAGAUUACAUGUUUUCAGGUCAUACCUGUGCUGUGACAUUGUGUACCUUCUUUGUCCUGUAUUAUUCUUCAACAACUUAUUCGUUCCAGUCAUCUAGUUCGAGAAUUGGAAGAAGGAUAUGGCUUGGAAUGAGAAUUGUUGUGGUGUGUGUCCUGAUUUCAGGUUGCAUUAUGGGAUUGUUUUGUAUUGUGUGGUCAAAAGAACAUUACACAGCAGAUGUGGUUGUUGCUUGUCUUCUCACUGUCCUAUUGUGCAUGUUGUAUCAUUAUCAAUUACACUUGUAUUGUCAAGUCAAAGCCAUGAAGCUGCAGAGUAUGAAUGAAGAAGAACACUCCACUUCAUUGGAAAACAAUGUGUGUAAAGAAAAAAAGAGAUCGUCCUCGAAUCCUCUGAACUGGCUGACAUGUUGGUUCUUCUCAUGGUUUGAAUAUGACAUGACCUAUGAAGAGCUUUUGAAGAGCAAUGAGUUUGACUUGAAACCAUUAGAGUGGAUUGGAAAGGUUUGGAAAUAUAUUCAGAGUCUAUUCUUCAGAGGAAUGAUUCCACAUCAAGAAGAAGAAAUUGGCAAUUCCUAA